Hyla sarda is the source of this 578-nucleotide messenger RNA. It is a transcript of the gene RNF224, whose product is annotated as ring finger protein 224. Bases 24 to 539 code for a protein of 171 amino acids. Lineage: Eukaryota; Metazoa; Chordata; Amphibia; Anura; Hylidae. The record is from RefSeq and is a predicted model, not a curated record. The transcript has a single exon.
CACCCUCUUUCUCCAGGUUGAGCAUGUAUCACAGUAACAACAACCCCGAAUGCUCUGACAAAACUGAUCUCGGCGUAACUGGAAAUCCGGCGGCCGUCGAGGAAGAGAAAAGGAACAGUCGUAAAAUCGACUGCAUCGUCUGCUUCUCCAGCUAUAAUCUGUCCAACCGGCUGCCCCGGCGGCUGUACUGCAACCACACCUUUUGCCAGGCCUGUAUCCGGAAGCUUGACUCGGUGAGCAACGAGCAAAGAUGGAUCCCGUGUCCGCAGUGUCGCCAGAACACUCCGACGCCCCGGGGAGGGGUGGCCAUGCUGGACUUAGACCUGGCCGCUUUUCUGGCGGUCAAAUCUGAGAAGGAUAGCCCGAGAUUGGCCAGCAAGGCUCUGGAUACAGACACCGAACUCAAAGUAUUUUCUAAGAACGUGCCGGUCAGCCGACAACCGACGGGCAACUGCCAAGAGUCUGUGUCCGAGCCGCGGUUUCCCAGGAGGAUUUGCUGUAAAAACUGGUUUUGCUGUUCCUGCUGCGCUUGUAUUUGACAGAAGACGAUGUAUCCAUUUGGCCUCGGAAGCAUAGAC